This is a messenger RNA of Notolabrus celidotus (New Zealand spotty), 2179 nucleotides long. Its product is annotated as gastrula zinc finger protein XlCGF57.1-like. The record is from RefSeq and is a predicted model, not a curated record. The coding region runs from base 33 to 1988 and encodes 651 amino acids. The transcript has a single exon. NCBI's taxonomy places the organism in Eukaryota, Metazoa, Chordata, Actinopteri, Labriformes, Labridae.
GAUUUACCCGUAGUACAAAUUUACGACAACACAUGCAAUGCCACUCGGAAGAGAAACCUUUCAGCUGCUCCCUUUGUGAGAAAGGAUUUCACACGAGAGCGAAGCUUGCGAGACACAUGAUUGUUCACACUAAAGAGAAACCCUCUACCUGCUCUGUUUGUAACAGGGGUUUCACUCUUAAAGAAGACUUAGUGAAACACAUGGAAGUUCACACUAAUGAGAAACCCUCUACCUGCUCUGUUUGUAACAGGGGUUUCACUCUUAAAGAAGACUUAGUGAAACACAUGGAAGUUCACACUAAAGAGAAACCCUUCAGCUGCUCCGUGUGUAACAGGAGCUUCACUCUUAAAGAAGAUUUAGUGAAACACAUGAUAGUUCACUCUAAAGACAAACCCUCUACCUGCUCUGUCUGUAACAGGGGUUUCACUCUUAAAGAAGACUUAGUGAAACACAUGGAAGUUCACACUAAUGAGAAACCCUCUACCUGCUCUGUUUGUAACAGGGGUUUCACUCUUAAAGAAGAUUUAGUGAAACACAUGGAAGUUCACACUAAAGAGAAACCCUUCAGCUGCUCAGUGUGUAACAGGAGCUUCACUCUUAAAGAAGAUUUAGUGAAACACAUGAUAGUUCACUCUAAAGACAAACCCUCUACCUGCUCUGUUUGUAACAGGGGUUUCACUCUUAAAGAAGACUUAGUGAAACACAUGGAAGCUCAUACUGCAGUGAAGCAAAUCAGUCGUUCAGUUUGCGGUCAAAGCUUCACUGGACCUAGAGCUCUAAAAAUGCACAUGGCUGUCCACACAGGGGAGCAACCAGUUACAUGUUCAGUUUGUGGGAAAGAAUUUGCAUGUAAUGAAAAUUUACAGCAACACAUGGUAUGCCACUUGGAAGAGAAGCCCUUCAGCUGCCAUGUCAGUGAGAAUAAAUGUAAUACUGAAGCGAACAUCACAGUUCACACAGAAGAGAAACCCUCUACCUGCUCUGUUUGUAGCAGAAGCUUCACUCUUAAAGAAGACUUAGUGAAACACAUGGAAGUUCACACUGGAGAGAAACAAAUCAGUUGUUCAGUUUGCGAUCAAAGCUUCACUGGACCUAGAGCUCUAAAAAUGCACAUGGCUGUCCACCCAGGGGAGAAAUCAGUUUUGUGUUCAGUAUGUGGGAAGAAAUUCGCCGGUGUUAAAAAUCUGCGGCAACACAUGGUAUGCCACUCGGACGAGAAACCUUUCAGCUGCUCCAUUUGUGAGAAAAGAUUCAGUGUCAGAGCGAAGCUUGUGAGGCACUUGAUAGUUCACACAGAAGAGAAACCCUUCAGCUGCUCCGUGUGUCACAGAAACUUCCGCCUUGGUUACUACUUAGAGAAACACAUGAGAACCCACUCUGGAGAGAAAUCCUUCAGCUGCCCAGUGUGUAAAAGACGUUUGAUAAAUAAAGAAAACUUGGCGAAACACAUGAUGGCACAUAAUGGAGAGAAACUCUACAGCUGCUCCGUUUGUGACCAAAGCUUCACAGGACACAUGGCUCUAAAAAAGCACAUGACUGUCCACACUAAGGAGAAACCUUUUUUGUGCUCAGUCUGUGGGAAAAGAUUUGCUUACAAUCAGAUCUUGCAAAAGCACAUGUUAUGUCACUCAGAGGAGAAACCAUCCAUGUGCUCAGUUUGUGGGAAAAUAUUUAGCACUGACGGACAGCUUGGGAGGCACAUGAGAUUGCACACAGGGGAGAAACCCUUCAGCUGCUCCGUGUGUGAUGAGGGAUUUAGUUCCAAAGGCCGUUUAGACCUUCACAUGAGAAUACACACUGGGGAGAAACCCUUCAGCUGCUUUGUUUGUGGGAAGCGUUUCACACAGCAUGGCACUCUGAAAAGACACAUGAUGGUCCACACCGGGGAGAAACCGUAUAGUUGUCUCUUCUGUGGAAAGAGAUUUACUCGGCAAAGCUCUCUGAAAAGACACAAAUGCGCAUCCAAGAGCAGUGGAAACACAAAAUAAGAAUCCAAAGGUGCAUUUGGACCAAGUGUCCCGGGGUCUUUUAGCCCCCAGAACUACUUCACCCGGAUUUAAAAGGUUCCUGGGCCCCCAUUGUUGUAUGCGUUUCGACCGCGGGCUAAAGUCCCGGGUAGAUUGUGCAAAUCAGGCCAGUCAGGGAUGGAGGAAAAAAGUAAACCCUUCUUUCUUUCUUU